AUUUCUUGUUCUUCCUCCCGCCAUCUGCCGGCCUCCCCGUAUAGGCAGGACACGAGGCAAGGCCGUCCCAUCAUACACGAGGCUUUCGCGCUCCUUCGCGAGUGCCCGUGUCGUCGCGUCGUUCCCCCCAGACGCCGCCGCCUCCAAAAACUCCAAAAAAACCAUAUCUUCGCGCCCUCUUCGUUCUUACUAACCUUCUUCUUUUAUCUAUACGAAUGUCGCGACAGCCGACCAGAGACUCGCCCUCGAACGACUCGUCCGUGGCCGGGGUGGACUCCCUGCUCGAGCAAUUGCAGGCGGAUAACAACAACUCAGAGGAGCCCUCGUCUGGAUCCGCCGCGCGUCGCAGUAUGUCGAAAGACUCGGAGGGCUAUCCAUCGUGGCUUCCCAAGCGCCCACUCCAUCCAGCGCCGGCCUCGACGUUUCAAGGGUCGAUCAAUGAUGCGGGACCGAGCGAGCAGCCGUUCGUUGGGGGGAGGAAGGCGACGCCGCGGUCCGUGCGCAUUGUCAGUAUGAACGACCACGACGCGUCGUACGGUGCCGAGAAGGAUCGGCGUGAGCCCACGGACCAGACGAAGGUUGGGGUCCCCGCGCCCCGUGUUUGGUCGCGGGGAAUGGGUGUGCCUCUUCCUGCUGGCUCACACGAACAGGCGCACCCACGGAUACCUCAGCCACGGUUCAAAGCCAAGGGACUGCACCUCGAACUGGUGCAGAACCCCGGAUUCAAGUCCCGUCUCUACUUCUUGCUGUUUCCACUGCUUGUGUUCGCACACAUACCACUGCAAACUUUCUUCGACUUCAAUGCCGUGUUCAUGUUAAUUCAGAUCGCGAAGUUUCCCAACCCAUUAGCUCCCGGUGUGCCUGGUUCCGGUCGCAAUUGGGAGUUGGCUGCUGCGGCCUAUGCCGCAUGCUGGUUGGUUUGGAUCUUUCCUGUCUUCGUUAUUUAUGAGUUGGUGUAUUCUUUCGCUCGGCGAUGGCGUGUCAAACGCCCUGUCAUGCUACCGCUCUAUCUUUCAUCCCCUGCAUUCAACUUUGUGUGCCUAUCGUCCUAUGCCAACUUCUGUUUCAUGCAGCAUUUGCGCUGGUCUGCGUUUUUCGGCGAGCAUGGCGGUAUGCGAGAUGGAUUGGCUGAAACGUUCUGGUUAUACUCCCAGAAUCUGCCCACCGUGAUUCUGCUUCUUCCCCGUGCAGGAUUGUGCCUGGCGCUGCUUUUGGGAUUCUGGUCCCCGGAUCCGCUCGUUGUGGCGAUGUCGGAUUCCGGAACGUCCAACCGGGACGAGACAUUCUUCCGUGCGGAUGGGACCUUGACUGGGUACUCUCGCGGUGUGCUCAUUGCUAGUGCGGUAUGGGCGGCCUGGAAGGCGUUGGUGGUUCUGAUCAGCUGGAUCGGGCUUUGGAUUCUGAGUGGUGCUGGUUGUGCUGGUCUCUGCGGCCCUCGGAACCGCUGGGAGGAAGAGGAAGCAGAGAAACGGAUGUCGGCGUUCAGCGACAACGUUUCAGAAUUGGAAGCGCUGCCUUGGAGCUGGAGGAUGGCUACUGCUCUCCGAGUCCAAGACACCUUCGAUUUCUGUCUCACUGUGCGACCACGGUGGACUGGCAAACACAAGGAGGAGGCGGCGGCCGUUUCCCAGGCCGUAGAGCCCAAACCUGUGGAUGGGAUGGAACAGAUCAUGGCGGCUAUUGGGUUGCCAACGGUGCCCGCAGCUGCUCGCCGGGGUGCUCUUUCUGGCGAUUUGUUCGACACGCCAAUCAGCGAGAAGGGCCCUGAGUUUGCAGACAUCAUCCCCAAGGUGGUGAAUCGGUCCUCCUGGGAGCCGUCGACUGGGCCUUCCGCGCCGCUGAUGGCAUUGCCGUAUCCGUUCACGACUCCGGGAGCGCAGGUGUCUUCGCAAGAUCGGGUACCGUUCCCGCCGUCUCCGGAGCCAACGGACAGCAAAGACUCGAGUGGCAGUUUGGAGGAAGUGGAGCAUGAAGACGAGGAUGAAGAAGACGAGGAUGAGGACGAUGAAGAGAUGCUUGAAGGGAUGCUCAGCGAAGGCCCUUCGUCAGGACGGGCUUCGGGUUCCAUGUCGAGUCUAGGACAGCCUGUCGCAUCUCGUUAUCCCUUCCAAUUCCGGCACCCCAAUCGCGGUCACGCUCGCAGCGGGUCGUCGGGUGCGGCGUCUCACAUGACUCCCGUUUCGCACAACACUCGGUCGACGCAGUCACAGAAUGCACGCUCAACGUUCUCCCGGGCGACGCAGUCUACUGGGAACCCGGAAUCGAGUGAAUCGCAGUCACCCCAGUCCCAACACACUCUCAGCAGUUCCGGCCUCGAAAGCAGGGAGGGCGGGAUACGCUACAAUAGUGCGGCCAGUGCGAUUCCGAUGCCACCACGCCAUCCGCGAAGCAGGACUCGCUCGCGUACCGUGCCUAAUACCGUCUCGGAGUCUUCGUCUUCGUCGUCUGGACCACCUAUUGAUUUCCCCAGAUCACGUGGUAGAAUGGACAGUCGCGUAACCGAUGCGUUUGGGGUGGUUGCGCCCAACGUCUUGGAGCCACCGCUUCCUGACGAACCGGAAAUCACCGAGUCGGAGGGUUCACACGAAGCGGAGCGCGAAGACCAGCUCGGCUUAUUGUCACUUUCUGCUGCGCCCAGUCCUCGGUCCUCUUUCACUGCGUUACGUCACAGGGCCAGCAAUGUGUCGGGUCGAAGGGGUUAUGGAUCCAGUUCGUCGCACUCGCGAACACACUCGCAUUCAGGAACUUCGUCAUCCAGAUCUCGUGCUGAAUCGUUGAUUUCUGUUUCGGCCCGGUCAAGAGCUCAGUCUCUGUUGCAGAACAUUGGCGCGGCAUCCCAGUCUUCGAUCGAAAUUGUUCAAGUUGCCAUGCGCAAUCGGGCCAACUCAUCGAUGGCAAGGCUGGAGGAGGAUCUAUCGGAUUCACGGACCAACUCGCAUUCUCGAUCUGGUAGCGCCUCGGACGCUGUCCCAAGCAGUGUCGAGAAUCACACUUUCGGUAUGCCUUUGCACGCACAACCCCUGUCCGCACAGCCGCCGGUGCUGGAGACCAUGUCCGAGGGCUCGCCAGAGGUGUCCCCGGAGAGGCUUCCUGCGCCAGCUCCGUCAUCGUAUCUGUUGUCCUCGCAGUCACAGCUGUCGGUUUUCACCGCACCGUCGACCCAGCAGAUAUCGGAACGCACCGUGUCGCGCCCACCCAGUUCGGAUAACAUGCUGAUGAUGCCUGAGCCCGCUGGAAUCCCGAUUCCGACGCUGCAGGUUCCGCAGCAAGGCUCGGGCGACAUGGGCAGCAGCUACCCCGAUGUGAGCACGGCUGCGGGCUCGUACGUGACCGCCGCACCCACCAUCGAGGGCAGCACGACCGAGUCUAGCGAUGGCCGGACCGUGUAUAGUCUCACUCAAGGGCCUUCUCAAAUGCAAUCGCACAUGGGCAACCGUGGUGGCGAGGCCUGGCAACCGUAUGGGCCUGCUUGAUCUGAGCGCAUGUUCCAUUUUCUGGGUUUUCCUUUUCUCGCCUCAUGUUGCCCCAUCCUCCUCACCUGCAUCUUCAAUCGCACGCUACUUAUUAGACCUCAUUGACGUCGUGUAUCAUAUUACCACUUACCACUCACCUCUCCCCGCGUAACCAUUAUUCCCUUAUUUCCGUGUCCGUUAGUUAGUUGAAGUGGAAGGAUCUCAGAUGCUACAUAUAUUUCUACCACGCGACAGCCUACUACUAUUUUAUUUUUAAAUUUAGAGUAGCUAGCU
Messenger RNA from Mycena citricolor, 3746 nucleotides. The record is from the annotation of a GenBank genome assembly. Lineage: Eukaryota; Fungi; Basidiomycota; Agaricomycetes; Agaricales; Mycenaceae.